Messenger RNA from Fomitopsis serialis, 530 nucleotides. RefSeq lists its product as uncharacterized. The transcript is spliced from 4 exons. NCBI's taxonomy places the organism in Eukaryota, Fungi, Basidiomycota, Agaricomycetes, Polyporales, Fomitopsidaceae. The record is from RefSeq and is a predicted model, not a curated record. The coding region runs from base 134 to 421 and encodes 95 amino acids.
CUCACAUCCAGUCGAUCGUCGUAGCCGCAGUCAAGGCGCACUCAUCACUAUUGAGCACCUGGAUGGAAUCGUACGCUGCGGAUAACUCUCUAGCCAGGCCCAGUCUCACCUUGUCUCUUAGGGGCAGCACGAUAUGUCAGCUCUGCGGCGACGAUCUCAGCACGAGACAUUGGCUCAGAGACAGGCCCAUUAUGAUGAGCAUUUCUCUAACGAACCCGAAGCGCCCCGUGUACACGGAUCGAAGAGCGGGCAACAUGAUGGUCUGAAGGCUUGGUUUACUCCCUACGUUGCCAACAAGGGCAACCCGGAGACACAGAACAUCUUUUGGUAUCCCUCUCAAACCCAUCACCACCUCGGAACUUUAGCCCAGGACUCAUACCCGUGCUCAAAAGAGCACUGGUCACUCUCACGAGAAGGGUAAGACAAGGAAGGCCUGGGUUUGCCAUGAUCAGGCAGUGCAUAUUCAGGGAGAAGCCUUCGACAGAACAUGGGGCUGUGGUUACCGCAACUUCCUCAUGGCCUGUGCCUCG